Molecule: messenger RNA, 963 nt
Organism: Dermatophagoides farinae (American house dust mite)
Lineage: Eukaryota; Metazoa; Arthropoda; Arachnida; Sarcoptiformes; Pyroglyphidae
Source: RefSeq, a predicted model, not a curated record
AUGGAUACAAAUCAAUCAUCGUCAUCAUCAACGAUGACAACACCAUCAGCUAUGUAUACAGCAGCAUCUUCGAUUACAGCAGCAGCGGCGACAGCGGCUGCAGCCGCAACUGCUGCUGCCGCAUCAGAUCAAACAUCAAUCAUUUCAUCACAACGUUUCAAUUGUUCUAGUCCAUCAUCAUCAUCAACAACAACAACAAAUCUAAUGGAGAAUAUAUCACCACCAAUUGCAUCACAAUAUCAUAAUACACAAGGAAAUAUUUUACAUCCGCCACCACCGACACCACAUCCGCAUCAUUUUAAUUCAACAGCGACAAAAUCACCAACAUCAACAUCAUCAUCAUCAUCAUCAUCAUUCUUUCCAUGGAUGAAAUCUUAUCAAGAUUCUGGUCAUGGCCCAAAACGAACACGACAAACAUACACUCGGUAUCAAACAUUGGAAUUGGAAAAAGAAUUUCAUUUUAAUCGUUAUUUGACACGUCGUCGUCGUAUUGAAAUUGCCCAUUCAUUAGGUUUAACUGAAAGACAGAUUAAAAUUUGGUUCCAGAAUCGUCGGAUGAAAGCAAAAAAAGAAAUCAAAGUUAAAUGUAAUAAUAAUUCAAAUAAUAAUCUGAAUGAUCAUCAUCCACAUCUUAAUCACCAUAAUCAUCAUCAUCAUCAUCAUUUUUUAACAACAAAUGGAUUGAUGCCAAUCAAUCAUAGUAUCGGCAAUAAUAUUUGUGGAUCAAUCAACAAUAACAGUAUGGUACAUUCAACAACAGCAACAAUGAUUAGUGAUGCUGAUAGUGGAACAAAUAUGGCAGGAAAUCCAAAUAAUCAUCAUCAUCAAGAAUUGGAUAAAUUAUUUGGAUCAACUACUGGCAAAAUUAUUGAAAUUGAUCCAAAUGUUGGUGGUGGUAGUGGUGGCGAUGGCGAUGGCGAUGGCGAUGACGAUGAUGUUGAAGAGAUAGAAGAUUGCCUGUAG